AAUCAUUUUUCAACGUCGCAGCAGAUGAUCACAACUCACAACUUUUUACCAUUGUCGAUUGUCAUUUCGCCAAGAGAAAUAUGGCACAGUUAAUUCAUUCGAAUUUAGAGAGUAUGCUUUGAUUUGAAUAUUUUGUCGCGAAAAAAUGUAUUGUUAGACAUUUCUUUUGAAUUAUUUUACAAACUGUACAUGGAAAACAACACUGCUUAUUACGAAAUCAAAACAACCGACUUCUCUGUAAAUCGCCUGCCGAUCGAUUCAAAAUGAUUUUUAAUUAUCAGAAGCUACUGUCAUCACUGCUGAGAAAUAUAAAUAUUCAGCCCAAAAGACCACUACGGUUUUACUACUUGACUGUCGUAUGGAACAGUGUUGAUGAAGACAGGAUAAAAGAGCUUGGUCCUGACAAAGCUUGUGCGGAGUGGUUACUAAGGAACGGAGCUUCAGUCAGAUGGAAAGGUGCCACUGAUUUCCUUGAUGACUACAAUGUUCUGCAAGUCUCAGGAACCAGCCAAUCAAUCCAGGCAGUAUACGCAGAAGAUGCUUCCAUACAUCAUAUUGGAUUUCCUCAUUUUUCCGGGUGUCGACACAUUGAUGAGAUAAAGCUGAUAAAAUGCGGUUACAUAGAAAACCCGGCUCUACGUCGUUUGGACAUACUGAAAGACUCGCUGAAACAUCUCGAGAUUAUCGACUGUGCCGAUUUAACGGACGAGGGGCUUAAAAGUUUGAAAAAUCUCACGAAUCUGAGAAUACUAAAACUUCGAGGAAUGCCGUACGUGAAGGAUAAAAGUGGCGUCGAGAAAGAGCUGUCCGAGGCAUUACCAAAUUGUACAAUCGAGUGGAAAUAGACAAAGAUUCAACGUUUUUGUGUCUGUCUAUUUGAGCUUUCCGACUGGACUAAUAAACGCUUUCAAAGCCGGAGGAUAAAUUUACCUUCAGCCGUAUUUGCAGUUGCCCGAGAGACCAAUGAUUUAUAACUUUUCACAAAUAAUUACAUAUAAAAAUAAAGAGUCGUCGAGAGUUUGUCAGUGAUUGAUGAAA
This is a messenger RNA of Venturia canescens, 1038 nucleotides long. Its product is annotated as ATP synthase subunit s, mitochondrial. The transcript is spliced from 5 exons. The coding region runs from base 264 to 845 and encodes 193 amino acids. NCBI's taxonomy places the organism in Eukaryota, Metazoa, Arthropoda, Insecta, Hymenoptera, Ichneumonidae. The record is from RefSeq and is a predicted model, not a curated record.